Molecule: messenger RNA, 1678 nt
Organism: Panicum virgatum (switchgrass)
Lineage: Eukaryota; Viridiplantae; Streptophyta; Magnoliopsida; Poales; Poaceae
Product: rhodanese-like domain-containing protein 9, chloroplastic
Exons: 6
Coding region: 401-1249 (282 amino acids)
Cellular component (GO): chloroplast
Source: RefSeq, a predicted model, not a curated record
AAGUUUAAUUUACUAGAAAAAUAUUUCUCAAAAGUUUGAUAGAUUCAGCCAUAUACAAUACAAGACCUUGCAAGACCUUACCAGGCUGGUGGUCUGUCCAGCACAAAUGUCCAAAACCAGAGGAAUCAGCACAAAAGGAGGCUCCAAGCACACAAGAUCCAAAUAUGCCAUCUGGGCUCCACGCUCCUGCUCUUUCCCUCCUCCACCAUGGAUCUUACUUGGCGCAAUCCCAUUGGCUCCCUGGAUUUUCCUCCUCUCACUCUUGCUCCAGCAGCAAAAUCCAUUGCUGAGCUCUGCUCUGCAGUUUGCUCCCUCCCUCAAAAACCUACACAAAAUCCCCAGAAAAGAAAAUUUAUAACCAAAAAGACACAAUAGAAGAAAAAUCAAGUGAAGGUCAAAAAUGGCAGAUGUUGGCCUAUCCACUGCUUUCUCUCCUCUCAGAGGUCCUUGGAUAGCCGUGAGGAUCAGGCAGCGCUGCAAGCCCGCAGGAGUCAGCCUCUCCCCAAGGAGGAGGAGAACCUCCUGCGCGGCCGCCGCCAUCCGCGCCGAGGUGAGCUUCGUGGAGGCCGACGAGGCGAAGAGGCUCGUCGCCGAGGAGGGUUUCACGGUGCUGGACAUCAGGGACAGGACGCAGCGCGAGAGGGCGUACAUCAAGUCCUCCACCCACGUGCCCCUCUUCAUCGAGAACCAGGACAACGACAUUGGUAUGGGAACAACUGCCUGCAUUUCUUGCAAGAAAUGCUAUGCUUUGAAGUUUGAAUUGUGGCCCUGGGUUCUCAAACUUGUGGCGGCAGUGUUAAGAACAUUUUCUUUAAUUUUGUUUUGUUGUCAAGGGACGAUCGUGAAGCGUCAGGUGCACAACAACUUUGCCGGGCUCUUCUUCGGGCUGCCCUUCACCAAGCUCAACCCGGACUUCACCAAGGCGGUGAAGGAGAAGUUCUCACCGGAGAGCAAGCUGCUGGUAGUCUGCCAGGAAGGGCUCAGGUCAGCAGCAGCUGCAGAUGCACUGGAGAGAGAAGGCUUCCAAAAUAUUGCAUGCAUCACAUCAGGUCUUCAGACAGUGAAGCCAGGAACGUUUGAAUCUGUUGGGAAAAGUGAGCUGCAAAAUGCAGCGAAAGCCGGCCUUGUAACCAUACAAGGGAAGAUUUCAGUAGUUCUCGGGACUGUUUUGAUCAGUGCCUACCUUUUUAUAACAUUUUUCCCGGACCAAGCAGAGAAGCUCUUUGACUUGGCUGGCAUCAGUUUGUGAUCAAAACUGAUGUCAUUUCCAUUCAUAUUGGUGCUCCAAUUGGAGGGUCCAUGUUUCCGUAAUCAGAAUAACUGUAUCAUCAAGUCGACUUACUCAGAUGUUCAUACCAAGAAGGAAGUUUGGUUCAAUGUGUAUUAUAUAGGGAAUUUUCGACAAAUCAGUGCAUAUAUUCUCCGAAGCAUCCCUUUUCUUCCAUGUACCUCCUAUUUCCAUUCUAUGCUAGAUUCAUGGAAGUAUUUAGGCCUCCGCAGAUAUUAUUCAAGAUUUCUAAUAGGGGUUUUCUAUCCAUCUUGUCAUGCUCAUCCUCUGCAGAACAUUGAUCCCAAAAGGCUGUAGAACUUGAUACCAAUUGCAGUUGUAGAUGAAAUGAUUGUCUUGCGUAAUGACCUAAUAGCAGAGCCUGAAUACACCAUUUCUUUGUUAUCUUCA